This is a messenger RNA of Mercenaria mercenaria, 13224 nucleotides long. RefSeq names its product dynein axonemal heavy chain 6-like. Lineage: Eukaryota; Metazoa; Mollusca; Bivalvia; Venerida; Veneridae. Bases 200 to 11989 code for a protein of 3929 amino acids. The transcript has 71 exons. Gene Ontology annotation, cellular component: dynein complex. The record is from RefSeq and is a predicted model, not a curated record. Gene Ontology annotation, molecular function: minus-end-directed microtubule motor activity; dynein intermediate chain binding; ATP binding. Gene Ontology annotation, biological process: microtubule-based movement.
GUUACCUGCCCUUGAGCGAGAGUUUGAGAUUGUAAACAAACUGUUCACUAUUGCCAAGGACUACAAUGUUAAAGUGACAGAUGAACAACUGGCGCUCUAUCAGACUUUAGGACCAGAUUUCAUCACUUUGAAGAACAUUAUACUGUUUUGUGAUGCAAAGAAGGAUGAAAAUAUUCGAAAGUUCAGCCAGGACCUGGACAUGCUCAUCUACAAAAUCCGCAACAAACUCAUGGACCUGAUGAACCAGGUUCGAGAUCCGGACCUGCUGCACAUAGAUACCAAUGCCAUGGGAGCACUGGAGACUCUCAAGUUCCUGCAGGAGGAAGUCCAGAUAUUGUCAGUGAAAGCAAGGAGUUAUGCCAGCUACCAGGAGAGAUUUGGCAGCUCAUUGUCACACUCGAAGAAAGGUCUCAUUGGAGAAGAGUACAUGUAUAUGAACAUGUCAAAACGUGAUGAUCACAGUGCACAGGAGAUCCAGGCGGACCUGUCUGAGGUGGAACGUGACCUUACUCUGCGCCGUCUACUGUGGCAGUCACAAGAGGAAUGGACUAAACUGGUGGAUGAGUGGACAGCAACAUCGUUUGAUGCUCUGCCUGUAGAAACACUACAGAAAAAUGUCAACAGAUACUCCCAGACCGUGUUCAUGUUAGAGAAAGGUUUACCACACAACGAGGUUGUGCCUCGGCUGAAGGAGAAAGUGAUGGACUUCAAGCAAGGCAUGCCUGUGAUUACAAGUUUGAGGAACCAGUUCCUUAGACCUCGACACUGGCAGCAGAUUGAGAGACUGAUUGGUAAAUCAAUCGGCAAAGACAAGUCUUUCACCCUCGGCAGUCUGCUUGAAAUGAACAUAUUCAAACACAAGGAGAAGAUACAGGAUAUAUCGACUACAGCCAGUAAUGAGGCAACUCUAGAAAACAUGUUACAGAAGAUUGUGGAUUUAUGGAAGAACACAGAUUUUCGAUAUUUGGCCCAUCCUGGCAGAGACACUUUUAUUAUUGCUGGAGCAGACGACAUCAUGACCCAGUUAGAGGACAGUCAGGUUACCAUAGGAACCAUUAGAGGUUCAAGAUAUGUUGGACCAAUCAAGGCUCAAGUGGAGGAGUGGGAGAGGAAGUUGAAUAUAUUUGCAAAGACGUUAGAGGAGUGGAUGGCCUGCCAGAGAAACUGGUUGUACCUAGAACAGAUCUUCUCUACACCCGAUAUUCAAAAACAGUUGAAACCGGAGUAUCAGAUGUUUUCACAAGUGGAUAAAUCAUGGAAGGAUAUAAUGAGACAGGUACAAGACCGACCUAAUGCCAUGAAAUGUGCAACACAGACUGGUAUGCUAGAAACACUACAGUCAUGUAACGCCUCGCUUGAGAAGAUACAGAAAUGUCUUGAGGAAUACCUUGAUUCAAAGCGACUGUCCUUCCCAAGAUUUUACUUCCUCAGUAAUGAUGAGUUACUGGAGAUACUGGGUCAGUCAAAGGAACCAAAUGCUGUUCAGCCUCAUCUUGGUAAAUGUUUUGGUAACAUCAAGUCUCUAGAGAUUAAGACUUUACCCCGCAAUCCUCCUGCAGUACACUCAAUGAUGUCAGCUGAGGGUGAGGUAGUCAACAUGACCAGGAGUGUGAGAGCUAAGGGAGCAGUUGAGAUGUGGCUCAGUAAUGUGGAAGCCCAUAUGUUUGAAACUGUUAAAAGACAUCUGAAGUUAGGGUUGGCAGAUUGGCUGGGUAUAAAGUUAGAAGAAUGGGUCCUUAAACAUCCAGGACAAGUUGUUCUCACUGUGGCUCAGAUCAUGUUCAACAAAGAUGUGGUGCGGGGUUUUGAUCAAAGUGACCCAAAAGUGGCACUGAUUGAAGUUCUUAACAAGAUGGUUGAGUCACUAGGUCACCUAGCAGGGCUUGUGUCUACCUCCCUACAGCCAUACCAGACCAUGUGUAUAGAAGCUCUUCUCACCAUUGAUGUACACAACAGAGAUAUUAUCUCCAAUAUGAUCAAUGCUGGUGUCAUGGCCAAGGAUAAUUUUGAAUGGACAAAACAGCUGAGAUAUGAGUGGGAUGAGACCACUAAUAAUUGUCAGGUUUACCAGAGUAAUGCAUCAUUCCUGUAUGGGUAUGAGUACCUGGGGUGUUCCUCUCGUCUCGUUAUUACCCCAUUAACUGACAGGUGCUACCUCACACUGACUGGGGCCCUGCAUCUACAUCUGGGUGGUUCCCCUGCUGGACCGGCAGGGACUGGCAAAACUGAAACUGUCAAAGAUCUAGCCAAGGCAAUGGGUAAACAGUGUGUAGUAUUUAAUUGUUCAGAAGGACUCGACUACAAAAUGCUCGGCAAGUUUUUCUCUGGCCUCUCGCAGUCAGGAAGCUGGUGCUGUUUUGAUGAGUUUAACCGUAUAGAUCUGGAAGUGUUGUCUGUCGUCGCCCAGCAAAUUCUCACCAUAAAAACAGCAAAAGAUGCUGGAGCGCUGAGAUUUGUGUUUGAAGGGAAGGAGAUUAAAUUGAACCAUACCUGCGGGUACUUCAUUACCAUGAAUCCAACUUAUGCAGGCCGUGUAGAAUUACCAGACAACCUUAAGUCACUGUUCCGUCCAGUAGCGAUGAUGGUACCAGACUACUCUCAGAUUGCAGAGAUCAUGCUCUUCUCGGAGGGUUUCCGGGACGCUAAAUCUCUCUCCGGGAAGAUUGUUAACCUGUACCAGUUAGCUAGUAGACAACUCUCACAGCAAGAUCACUACGACUUCGGUAUGCGAGCUAUCAAGUCUGUUCUGGUUAUGGCAGGACAUGGGAGACUGCAGGCACAACAAAAGAAGCUGCAAGACCAUGAGGAGGCAGAUUUGAUAUCAGUGAAGCUGACAGAGAAAGAGGAGGCCUAUAUCCUCAUCCAUUCAUUGAGAGAUGCUAACCUUCCUAAGUUCCUGGCGGAGGAUGUUCCCUUGUUUGACAGUAUCCUAGCUGAUCUCUUCCCUGGUAUUGUACCUCCACAACCAGAUCAUGGUAUACUCGAGAAAGCAAUUUCUAUGUCAACAAGAGACCAGGGUCUACAGGUGUGGCCCCACCAGAUAGACAAAGUGAAGCAGAUGUAUAACCAGAUACUGGUCCGGCAUGGAGUGAUGUUGGUAGGCCCCACAGGGGGUGGUAAGACCACUGUGAGGUCCAUACUGCAGAAAGCCCUGGUACUCCUACCUACCAUACAACCUCAGGAAGAUAAAGAGGAGGGGAAAAAGGGUGUGUCGUAUGUGCACAACAGAGCAAAGAAAGGUCACUGUGACGUGUUUACUGUCAACCCAAAAUGUGUGAAACUGGGAGAACUAUAUGGGGAAACAGACCCCAACACCUAUGAUUGGACAGAUGGACUGAUUGCAAUGUGUGUCAGAAAAUUUACCAAGGAACUCACCAAAAUGGACCUUCCAGGAGUAGACGGUCGCCCUAGCACUAGUGCCUCAUCUGUUCCUGAUACAUCCAGGAGGUUAAUCAAGGCAAAAAAGUUUGUUAGAAUAUUAAAUCCUAACACUGGUAUGACAAAUGAAGUAGCGAUGGAUGCUGAGGGUAACCUUGAGAAAGACCACAGUGGUGGGGUUCUCACUGACUGGCGCUGGCUUGUACUUGACGGACCGGUUGAUACCCUGUGGGUGGAGAACCUGAAUACAGUGCUAGAUGACUCUAAGGUGCUGUGUCUUGCUAGCGGGGAGAGAAUCAGUCUGGCUCCAGGCAUGAGACUCAUCUUUGAGGUGGACAAUCUGUCACAGGCUAGCCCGGCAACCAUCAGUAGAUGUGCCAUGGUGUAUAUGGACCCAGUAGACCUUGGUUGGAAACCUUUUGUGAAGACCUGGCUUCAGCGACUACCUCGAGAAAUGCCGGAAAGUGGGAAGCGCCAUCUACAGGCUCUGUUUGAUUACAGUAUAGACAAGGGCCUGAAGUUCUUUCAGACACAUCACAAGUAUCAGUGUGUUCCGGCCCCAGAUAUGAACCUUGUCUCCUGUUUGUGUCAUAUACUGUCAGCGUUCAUAGAUUUUAUGAGCAAGCAUGGUGGAUUUGGUAACCCAGAUAAGGUUACAGCACCAAAAGAAGAUAAAGAGGAAGGUCAUCUAGAGACUACGGGUGACCGAGCUGAGAGUAGGACAUCUAGCAGGAGCUCUGGAAGAACUUCAAGGUCAAAAGGUCGUCGACGACAGAUGAAACGACCUCCAAAGAUUAAAGAAGAGAUGGGUACAAUACAGGAAUCUCAUCCCGCUAAAACAGCCAGCUUACCCAUCAAGACUGGCCCAGCUCUUGUCCAUGUUGCACAAUAUGCACUGAAAUGGAAAACAGCUGAUGUUAAUGCUUUAUCUGAAUUGGAAUCUUUUGAAGACUAUAUGGAGAAAUCAAUGAAAAACGUUGGCACAAAAGUUAAAAAAAAGUGGUUUAGUGCAGCGGGUAUGAAGGCGUAUUACCUGCAGAAAAACCCCAACAACCUUGUCAACAUUCUCGGCAAGCUGUUCGUGUUUGCGUACACCUGGAGUGUCGGCGGAAACUUCCGGCGUCAAGAGGACAUGGAUGAGGAUGACAUGGGGUCACGCAGGGGUCAGGAGAAAGCAGAAAAGGAGUUGAACAUUUGUAAUGAGUUUGAUAACUUUAUGCGAGAGAUGUUUGAAGUUGAACCACCACUAGGUGUAAGGUUACCGACAGGCAAUAGAACAAUCUACAGUUACUUUAUAGACAUGGAAUCUGGUAACUUUGUACCCUGGGAUGCACUUGUACCAUCUACCAAAUCUCUCAUUGAGAAAGGAGCAAUUAUCACCAUUGGUGAAACAAUGGGAGUAUCUAUGGACCAGAAGAAGACAGGUGGAGAUGAGAGUGAUAUAGUACCUACAGUAGAUGUGAUACGGUUCUCCUUCCUCACCAGUUUACUUUUACUCAGCAAACAUCCUGUACUUAUAACAGGUGAAUCUGGAGUGGGAAAGUCAGCUGUAAUCAACUAUGCACUGAAGAGACUGAGUAAAGAGGGCGGUACUUCUUUGAAGACAGGAACCAUUCUGGGCAGUAUUCUCAACUACUCGGAUAAAGGGACCUCACUGUUAGAAAACAUCAGCAACCUUACAAAGUGGGGCCAUGAGGAUGAUGAAGACAAGGUUGGCAUGGACAUACUGCUUGGUUCGAAACCAAAGACCUCAACGGGGAUCAUGAGUUCAAUGAUCCAGUUCUCGGCACAAACCACGUCAGCCAGACUUCAGGCUCAGAUCAAACAUAAUCUUAUACAGAAGGGUAGAAACACACUUGGUGCUCCAAAGGGUAGAAAGGUGGUAAUGUUUGUGGAUGACUUGAACAUGCCAGCCCCUGAGGAGUAUGGAGCACAACCUCCACUAGAGCUGCUGAGGCAAUUUCUGGAACUGAACGGCUUCUAUCAUACAGAGAAGAAUGCUUGGAAGGAAAUCAUGGAUGUGACAGUGGUAGCUGCCUGUGGUCCUCCUGGAGGAGGCCGUAACCCAGUCAGUCCAAGACUUCUGAAAAACUUCUGUAUGUUUGCAUUUCCUCAACCGUCUACACGCUCCCUGCAGCAUAUUUACCAGGUACAGCUGGGACGAUUCUUGCAGGAUGGAGAUUUUGCGCAAGAAGUUACUGAGUGUUUAUCUCCCCUUGUGAAUGUUUCGAUUUCACUGUACUAUUGCAUGUGUCGUAACAUGCUACCUACACCUGCAAAAUCUCACUACACUUUCAAUGUGAGGGACCUCUCUAAGGUGAUACAAGGAAUGUUACAGGCUCACAACACUGUUGUGGUCAGCAAGGACAAUUGUGCCCAGUUGUUUGCUCAUGAGGCCACUCGAGUGUUCCAUGAUAGACUUGUAUGUGCUGAAGAUAGGAAUUUGUUUUUCCAGUUCUUGGCUGAUAAUCUCCAUGAUUACUUCAAGGUAAAAUGGUCAGCUGAGCAACUGAUAGAAGAGCAUGUAAUCUUUGGUGAUUUCUUCGAUGUUGAUGAUCAGUCACAUGCUCGUAUUUAUCGUCCAAUCGUAGAUCAGAACAAGAUACGGCAAACCCUUGAGGAAUUCUACAUGAGAAUGAACUUUGGAAACACCAAGAGUGUUGAAUUUGAAAAUGAACAAGGGGCAUCACAGAUGGUGUUUUUCCGAGAUGCUGUUGACCAUAUAUGUAGAGCAGCCAGGAUCUUCAGCCAGCCUGGUGGACACAUGCUACUGGUUGGCUUAGAUGGUUGUGGCAAGUCAACUAUAGCCCACCUGGCCAGUUUUAUAGCAGGCUGUGAGCUGUUCAAGCUCACCUUACAGAGGGGGUACGGUAUGAUAGAAUUCCGCGAUGAUCUCAAGAAAGUCUUUCUACAGACUGGUGUCAAAGGAGAAAAGAUGAUUUUCUUACUCACAGAUGCUGAUAUUGUAAAGGAGAGUUUCCUCGAGGAUAUAAACUGUAUCUUGAACUCGGGAGAGGUCCCGGACCUGUUUGACAAUGAGGAAGUGGAUGGUAUCACUAUGGACCUGAAACAAUCAGCUACCCAGGCUGAUAUACCUGAUACACGACAGGCUGUCUAUAACUACUUCAUACAGCGAGUUAGACAGAACUUACAUGUAGUUCUAGCUCUUAGUCCUGCUGGUGGGCGGUUUCGACAGCGUUGCAGGAUGAAUCCUGCUUUGAUCAACUGUUGUACAAUAGACUGGUAUGAUGAGUGGGAUGAGGAGGCCAUGCUUAGUGUUGCUCAAGUGUUCUUUGAGAAUGCAGAAUUUAUAGCUGACAAAGAUGUUGACAUACAGGAAUUGAAGACCAAAGUUGGAGCUAUGUGUGUAGACAUACACAAAAGUAUCAACAUUAUGGCUGUGAAGUACUGGGAUGAAAUGAGACGUCAUUAUUACUCCACACCCAGCAGCUACAUGGAACUGAUCAGAAUAUAUUCCAAAAUGCUGAGAGAAAACAAAACAGAGUUUAUGGAUAACAAAAACCGGCUUCUUGUUGGAUUAUUUAAACUAUCAGAGGCAAAUUCUUUGGUUGGUGUUAUGCAGGACGAGCUUGUUCAAAUAGGACCUCAGAUUGUACAGAAGCAGAAGGAUACUGAGGUAUUGUUGGAACAGCUAGAGAGGGACGCCAAGGCUGUGAAUGAAGUGAGAGCUAUUGUAGAACAUGAGGAAUCUAUCAUGAAGAAGGAAACACAGAUUGUACAGAACUAUUCAGAGGAGUGUCAGAGUGACCUUGAGUCAGUGAUUCCUGCACUGAAAAUGGCUGUAGCCUCACUAGAGACUCUGGACAAAGCCUCAAUAUCAGAGAUCCGAGUUUACAUGAGCCCCCCAUACCUUGUUGCCACAGUCCUCAAUGCUGUCUGCCUGCUUUUCCAGAAGAAGCCUGAUUGGCCUACUGCCAAAAUGAUGCUUGGUGAUCCAAACUUCCUAAAAAAAUUGUUACAGUUUGACAAAAACAGUCUCCCUGAUAGGGUAUUCCACAAGUUGAAGAAGUACACAAAACAUCCAGACUUUAACCCCGAGUCUGUAGGCAAGGUAUCUGUGGCGUGUAGGUCCAUCUGUCAGUGGGUGCUAGCUCUAGAACAUUAUAAUGAAGUGCAUAAGAUGGUAAAGCCGAAGCAGAAGAGAGUACAAGAGGCUCAGGAAGCCCUCAAACUGGCUCAGAACAGCCUUGCUCAGAAACAAGCUAGUCUGAACAAGAUUCAGGGACAUCUUAACACAUUGACAGAGAAAUACGAGGAAAGUGUGAACCAGCGAGAAUCUCUUAAACAACAUCAGAAAACUACAGAAUUACGGCUUAGUAGAGCUGGUAUACUCAUAGCAGCUCUGGCCGGUGAAAAGGUGAGAUGGGCCGAGUCAGUCAAUGAACUGGAUUUCAAGCUACAAGGUCUUGUGGGGGAUACGCUAGUGGCUGCAGCCAGUGUCUGCUAUAUUGGACCAUUCACUGCCAAGUACCGUAAACAGCUGAUCAAUGAGUGGGUGGGAAAAUGUAAGGAUGCAAGCAUUCCAAUCACCAAAGAUUUUGAUCUCAUCAAGAAUACAGUGGAUGCCCAUCAGAUAUUGAUCUGGCAAAAUGAGGGACUUCCAUUGGACACUCACUCUACAGCCAAUGCCAUUAUGGUGAAAAAGGGCAACAAAUGGCCCCUUCUCAUUGACCCUCAGGGUCAGGCUGCAGCAUGGAUACAACAAAUGGAGGGAUCCAAGCUGAAGGUUGUCACAGCAACAGAUCCAAACUUUAUCAGGACUUUAGAAUCUUCUAUCAGAGUUGGUGAAGCCAUGUUACUAAAGGAUGUAUCUGAGACAUUAGAUCCAGCUUUACGUCCUGUGCUAAUGCACGAGACAUUUAGACGUGGCGGAUUACUGGUCAUCAAACUUGGAGAUACAGAAAUUGAAUAUAACCAAAACUUCAGAUUAUACAUGACAACUUCGAUGUCAAACCCUCAUUACCUACCAGCAGUAUACAUACAGUCUAACAUCAUCAACUUCACCGUCACGUUUGAGGGCUUGCAAGAACAGCUGCUCUCGGCAGUUGUCAAACAGGAGCGACCUCAGCUUGAGGCCCAGAGGUCUGAGUUAUUGGAGAGUAUUACCAAUGAUUUACAGUUCCUUCGUGACCUUGAGGAUAAAUCACUCGGACUUUUACAGAAAUCUGAAGGUCAUAUUUUGGAUGACCAAGAUCUAGUAGAGACCUUACAACAGAGUAAAGGUAUGGCAGCAGAAAUCUAUGAGAGAAUCAAACAGUCUGAGGAGAUGGAGAAAAAACUGAACUUAGCCAGGAAAAGAUACCUACCGGUUGCAACUAGAGGUUCAACCUUGUAUUUUGUACUUGCUGACCUGUCUGGUAUAGAUGUGAUGUACCAAUUUUCCCUGGACUGGUUCCAGGACAUGUUUACUGCAGCUAUUAGUGGUAACAUGUCAAUCAAGAGCCAGCAGAGACGACGGUCCUCCGCUGGUGUACCGCUGGUUGGAACCCCUCGCAGAACCAGUAUACAACAUUCAGGUAGAAAGCCGUCCAUUGAUUCUGAUGCUGGACCUGUUAGAAGACCAAGUGUUGACAGAAGAAUGCAAGAAGAUAGUCGACGACCAAGUGUCCAGAGAAGAAAGUCUGUGGUAGUGGAGAAAGAACAGCCUAAACCAGAAAACCCACUAGAGUUGAAGAAACAUAUGUUGCAGAUGAUAAACAUGUUGACAUUCAGUAUCUACCGUGUAGUAUCAGUGGCAUUAUUUUCCCGACAUCAGUUGACAUUCAGUACCAUGUUAGCUACCAGUAUAAUGCGAGCGAAUGACAAGUACGAUGAUAUUGCAAAUGUUGGAACGAUCUCUGGGUUUGAAUGGAUGGUGUUCUUACAGGGAAAUGUCCUUGCAAACAUGAUGGAUGAAAAACUGCUCCAAGAACAUGAUGGUCUAAGUCCAAUGGAGAGGUUAGAAUCUCAGGCACAAAGUGGAGACAAAGAUUCCAAUAAGCACCUGACUCCACCACGUUGGAUCUCAGACUCCAUGUGGCGACAGUGUCAACAUCUAGAUGCCACUUCAGCAGCCUUCCACAAUUUGUGUCGGAGUAUCAUGAGUAAUUACAAGCAGUGGAAAUUAUUUGAGACCUGCGAGCAACCGUACGAAGUGAUGAAAGAUCCAUUUGAUCCGAACUCAGUAAAUCUAGAUGCAGAUGACAAGCACGAGGAAGAUGAUCAUGGGAUCACAUUAUCAUGGGAAUCACUAACACCAUUCCAACGUUUGAUUUUAAUCAAGAUUCUGCGUCCUGACGUUCUCACGGCAUCAUGUUGUCAGUUUGUAAAGGACAGUAUCGGAUCAAAGUAUCUCUCUGCUGGCUCAUUUGAUCUCAAAGAAAUUUAUGAGGAAUCUUCUGCUAAAACACCACUUAUAUUUAUUCUCUCCCCAAGUUGUGACCCAGGUGCUCAGCUUCUGAGAUUUGCGAAGGAACUCAGAGGUAGCACCCUUCAUUUGGAUAUGAUCUCACUGGGGCGUGGUCAGGGCCCUAAAGCUGAGGAACUGAUAGCAAAGGCCCAGAUAUUGAAGGGACGCUGGGUGUUCCUGCAAAACUGUCAUCUAGCAGCAUCAUGGAUGCCACGGCUUCAGUCCCUUGUUGAAAAAUAUAUACAGCUAGUAAACUUAGAAAUUAGGAUUCAGGAACAAAAGCUCAGGAGGAAAAGUUUUAACCGACCCAACAAUGAUGACAUUGAUCCGCAGUUCCGUCUGUGGCUGAGCUCAAAGCCAGAUCCAAGUUUCCCUAUUUCUAUACUACAAACUGGGAUGAAGAUGACGGUAGAGCCUCCACAUGGCCUAAAGUCAAACAUGUUGAGAGCAUACGGCAGUGGUGGUACAGGGGUGAUCAGUGAAAAGAUGUUUGAGGACAUGAGUAAAGGACAUGCAUGGAAGAAGUUACUGUUUGGUCUGUGUCUCUUCAACAGUGUUAUACAUGAGAGGAAAAAAUAUGGAGCUCUAGGAUGGAACAUUGCUUAUGAGUUUAAUGACUCAGAUUUGGAGGUAUCUAUCCUGCAACUGGAGAUGUUGUUGUCUGAACAUAAAACUAUACCCUGGGAGGCCCUGUCUUACCUGAUAGGUGGUGUCACAUACGGGGGUCGUGUCACAGAUGAAUGGGACUACAGAUGUUUACAUGCUCUCCUGGGCCGAUUUUUCUGUCCUGAAUCACUGGAACCAGACUACAGCUAUUCUCCUAAUAAGAUUUAUCAACCAGUGAAGGACUCUAUGGCGUUUGCAGAUGUUGUAACCUAUGUUGAAUCCCUACCUAACUAUGACUCUCCUGAUAUAUUUGGCAUGACUGACAAUGCUGAGAAAGCUUGCAGAGAAAUACAGGCCAAAGAACUAAUCAAUACCAUUGUCAGUGUACAGCCAAGGCUCUCUAUGAAUGUUAUGGGAUCUGAGAAGAGCAGUGAUGAUAUAGUACGAGAUCUAGCCAAUGACAUUAUCCGACAGUUACCAGAAACGGUGGAGGAGCUGGCAGAGGGAGAUGUGAGAGCUAGCAGUACUGGCUCAACACUGUUCCAGAUACAAGUUAAACAUAUACUUACCCGGGAACUUCCUGACUUCAGAGAUAAAGAGAAAAAUAGAUUGUUACAAUCUGCUGUGGAUGCGGUGAUGAGUAACUCAGCCUUGGUGACUGUAUUACGUCAGGAGAUAGACCGCUUCAACAACCUCCUCAGUAUUAUACAUACCACCAUGAAAUCCCUUAUCCUCGCUAUCAAAGGGGAGGUAAUCAUGUCUGAACCACUUGAAGAAGCCUAUAAUGCUCUGCUGUCACAGGGGGUACCACAGAAAUGGAAGACUGCCUCCUAUGAAUCCCGAAAGCCUCUAGGGUCUUGGAUCCAGAACCUGUACAUGAGGGUGGACUUCUUUGCCCAGUGGGCUGAGAUGAUGCUGAAUACAGUAGAGAAACUGAUGAAACCGGUGCUCGGAUCCAAGAACCCGGCAGCUGAAGUGGACUUUAAGGAGAUACCAAGGUGUCAACCAUACAGCUUCUGGUUGUCAGGAUUCUUCUUUCCUCAAGGCUUCCUGACUGGUGUUCUUCAGAGUCAUGCCAGAAAGCUUGGUAUACCAGUUGACUCUCUACAGUUUGAAUUUAAAGUACAGAAGACACAUGAUACAGUGGAGUCACUCAGUGAUCUUAAGGAGAAAAUCAACAUUAAAGAAGUUGCAUUUAAGGGUAAUCAGCCACCAGAAGAUGGAGUGGUUAUAUUUGGUUUAUUUAUUGAUGGUGCAAGAUGGAAUUUGGACUUGGGUUGUCUGCAUGAUUCUCUCCCUGGACAGAGGUUCUCAAAGCUACCAGAGAUACACUUCAAACCUGUGCAGAAGCAGCCUACAAGAGCAUCUACACAUGCUGAAGACCAUGUACCAACACCAGAGAAACUGUCAGAGAGUAGUGAUCAACCUGUAUUUGUGUACGAGUGUCCCCUGUACAGAACCUCUGAGAGGGCGGGGACACUCUCCUCUACCGGACAUUCAACAAACUUUGUUACUGCUGUUAAUUUACCAUCUGACCAUGAUCCACAUUUCUGGGUGAUGAGAGGUGUGGCCUUACUCUGUCAGCCAGAUGAAUAAUUUCAAGAUUUAUAUAUUUCUGUAUAAUAAAGACUUUAUUAUAAGUAAAGGUUGGAUGAACACAUUUACAAAGGUGCUUCUUUAAAUUUGCAGCAGUUGAAUACCUGUUACAAUUUACUUAAGACUUGAUUUGUGUUUUGGUUGGCAGGAGCUGGGGGCAGAUAACUGGCUACAGAGGAGUUUUUAGGGGAUUAAUAGGGGUUUCAGUUUCAGAUAUGGAGUGAAGAUGGACCAUGAAGUAUUAUUGUACAUAAAUCAAGAGCAUCUUUACACCAGUAUUUCUGCACAAAGUUUUGUUUGUUCAUUUCCGUUAUUCAGUUCUGCACAAAAUGAGAAUGUUUAUAUUGUCUGUACAUACAGACUUUGUUUCCCCCAAAUGUAUUUGUAGGAUGUCAUUUGUGCUUGAAGAAUCAUUAUACCUGAAUUGUAAUGCCUUUUAUGAUAAAACGAGAUUUUUGAAGGUUCAGCAGUAUGUAUACAUUGUAUCAUGUGUCUCAGAUCUUUACAAUGAUGCCGUCCAGAAUAUUUUAUAGAUAAUAGAGACAAGACACAGUUGUGAUGAUUUAUACGUUCUUUGCCUAAAAAUAUUUCAAACUUUUUAUUGUGCAUUUUAUUUGACCUGGCUGGGCAGAGUUAAUCUCUGACUUACGCAAAUAAUGGUAAUCUCAAAACACAAGCAAAAUAGGUAGAGCAAUAUAAUUGUUUAAUUCCGUAUUCAACGACUGAAAUUCAACGCUACAUUGGUUACAAUGUAAGGUAGAUGGCCACCGAAUAAGAAAUCAGGUUGCCGAAUAUACUACAUAUCCUGCACAAUAAUGCAGUGGACCAUCACGAAACCCCACCCUGCCAGGUCGAUUAAAAUGCACAAUAUGUAUAAAAUAAACGUCCAAAAACGUAGAUUUCUUAAAAAAAAAAUGCCAAAACUGUGAUAAUUUAUACAUUCCUUGUCCAAAAAUAUUUUUUUAUUUGACCUUUAUAUUUAUGUUUCAUAGUAUACAUAUAUGUAACUCUGUGAUAACAUGUUGACUGCUGUGUAAUAUUUAUUUUUUUGUUGUAAAUUGAAUUUGUUGUACAUUUUUUUGUAUUUUUGUAUGAAUAUACAUGUAAAUUUACUGCUGUAUUGACAACAGAGUAACAUAAAACUUUAAUUUAUGCAAUAUUAUUUUGUUUCCUAGAAAGACUGCUGUUAUUGAUUGAUAUUUUAUAUUUAAGAAAUAAUAAUUUUGUUUCACUUA